CCCGCUUCCCUCCCUCCCUCCCAACUCGGCUGGGCGAAACCCUACUCCUCCGGCCCCCUCCCCCCGGCUCCUCCCCGCGCCAUGGACGGCUCUUCCAGCCUGCCCCUCCCGCGCCCGUCCCCCACCCCUCAGUCGCCGCUCCCGCCGCAGAUAUUCCUCCGAUGCCCCGCACCGCCGCCGCCGGGCGCCGCCCCCGCACCAGCUCACGUGCACUUCUUCCGCGCCCCGUCGCCCAUCCCCAUGUACUCCCCGCGGAUCCCCGGGCCUCGCUACAUCGCCGCCAGGCCCCCCACGCCAUCACCUCCUGCUGCUCCCGCUGCCAUGGCGCCUCCGCGGCCGCCACCUCUGGCUCAAGCCUCCGCUCCCGCGCACCCGCCAUCAUCCGAGGCCGCCACGGCGCCGUUUCCGCCUCCAAAACCGGCGGCCAAGGGGAGGCCGCCCAAGCCCAAGGCGCCGGACAAUGAGCAGAAACUUGAAAGAGAAAAUGCCCAAUCUGAAGUCGGCAAGGUAGAGACUGAGCAAGGGCAUCAUAAAGAGGGUACCACUGGACCAAUUAAAGGCAUCAAGCGACCCAAAAAACAAAAGGGUUCAUCACACGGAGCAACUGAAGGAGAUGCUGGGCCUUUAUUUUCGCCAAACAACUGCCGCUAUGACAAUUCCCUAGGUCUGCUGACAAAAAAAUUCAUCAAUCUCCUUAGAGGAGCAGAAGAUGGAACACUUGAUUUAAAUAAAGCAGCUGAGACAUUGGAGGUGCAAAAGAGGAGGAUAUAUGAUAUAACAAAUGUCCUGGAAGGUGUAGAUUUAAUUGAAAAGGGCCUGAAGAAUAUGAUUCGUUGGAAGGGAUUUGACAUGAUAAUGCCUAAGGAGAUGGAGCGGCGAACUUCUGAAUUGAAGGAGGAAAUUGAGUCAUCGUAUGAUGAAGAUUACAGGUUGGAUGAAGAAAUACUGAAAGUACAAGCAAAACUUGAAGCCCUCAAAGUAAACAAGGACACUAGAAAGUGGUUGUAUCUUUCAAGAGAAGAUAUUAUUAAGAUUCCCCGCUUUCAGGGAUCCACUCUUAUUGCAAUAAAAGCUCCUCGUGGAACCUGUGUUGAAGUUCGAGAUCCUAAUGCGGAUAUGGACAUCUUCAAGGAUCUGGAAUCUCAAGAAAAACAAUACCGGAUUCUCUUGAGAAGUUCAAUGGGUCCCAUCGAUUGUUAUUUAAUUAGUGAUCAUCAGGAAAUAUCCAACCCAGAUCAGGUGGCACCAGACAAUUUAGAUCCUGCGGUCACUACUGGAAGUUCUCAAACUCCGCAGCAGGUCGAUUAUCAUCCAAGUCAAGCUCCAGAAAUUGGAGAGAGCAACAUUGUAGGCAAGCAGGCAUCAGAACCAUCUAGAAUGCAAGAAUUGAUGUCUGGCAUUCUGAGAAUCGUACCAGCAGAUGCUGAUAUUGAUGCUGAUUACUGGCUCGCUUCUGAAGUUGACGCUACUAUGACUGAUACAUGGGCAAGGGCAACAUAGUCGGUGGAUCCCCAAAACUUAGCCCGCCUCUUUACUUAGAGAAAUAGCAAUGACACCACAAUGCGCAUUUGCAUUGAUGAUGGAGCUGGACCAGUAGGGCAUCCAUGCACCUUCAACUGAAGUCUUGUCCUGGUAACUCGAUUGCAUUUUCCCUGAUGCGAGCUCUGUUCGGUCAGUCUGCAGAGCAGAGAGUUCACAGCAGGCAGUAGAUCUUGUACAUUAACAAGAUGAUUUUAGCUGGUACCUCGCCUGGUACAAUACUUGAGGUAGGCUCGCAAACCCAGUAGGUCCGAGCAUUUCAUUAUACUGGCCUUCCUUUAGAGGGACUGUGUGUGUGUAUACCAAGUUAGAAAGCAACACGGUCCAGGAGAAGGCCAUUCGGUUGGUUUGUGUUAUAUGUUAUCUGGUCUUCUUCCCCUUCAGGAGCAACCUUGAUGUAUGUAUAUCCUGACUAGCAAGUAGCAACCACAGUUACCGGUAACAUAUCAAUAAAGGUAUAUUUCAUAUCAGUU
This is a messenger RNA of Brachypodium distachyon (stiff brome), 2012 nucleotides long. RefSeq names its product transcription factor E2FC. Gene Ontology annotation, molecular function: protein dimerization activity; DNA-binding transcription factor activity, RNA polymerase II-specific; RNA polymerase II cis-regulatory region sequence-specific DNA binding. The transcript has 13 exons. Gene Ontology annotation, cellular component: RNA polymerase II transcription regulator complex. The record is from RefSeq and is a predicted model, not a curated record. Lineage: Eukaryota; Viridiplantae; Streptophyta; Magnoliopsida; Poales; Poaceae. The coding region runs from base 82 to 1500 and encodes 472 amino acids. Gene Ontology annotation, biological process: regulation of transcription by RNA polymerase II.